UCGUCAGGCGGUAAAGAGUGUACGGCACAGAACGAUGGGACCUUCACCAGGACCUCGCCGUCCGCAACUGUCAAUGUAGGACAGGUCAUAACCUUCGCUUGCAAACCCUACCUGUACCACGUGGGCGGCGACCUGCAAAGGGCGUGUUCCUACACGGGUCAGCUUCUAGGGGCGGCCCCUGUCUGUGGCGGUAGGUCGUAAGAGCAAGUAUUUGAGGAAAUAUAAUACAUAUACGUUUUUUUUAUAUAUAUAGACGUACAGAUGACAUAUAACAAUUUCACUUGUCUCAAUAAAAUAAAUUGCCUGUCUCACUAAAGUAACUCACCUAAAUUUCUCAUUAUUAUUUUUCUUUUGUCUCACUAAACUCUAUGCUAAAUAUUCUCCAAUAAAAAUCUGUAUCAAUUAAAGUCGAACCAUUUGAAGGUGAGUGGUUUAAAAUGUCGUCUCUUUUUCCCCAUUCAUAACUGCUUCAGCUACGCCCAAGCCAGUGGAUGUCAGGCUAGACAGAGUCAGGCGAAGGCUGCAGACCCUCGCAAAGAAUUUGGCUUUUGUCAUUGACUACGACGGAUACAGGUAA
This is a messenger RNA of Lymnaea stagnalis (great pond snail), 577 nucleotides long. The record is from the annotation of a GenBank genome assembly. NCBI's taxonomy places the organism in Eukaryota, Metazoa, Mollusca, Gastropoda, Lymnaeidae.